This is a messenger RNA of Pararge aegeria (speckled wood butterfly), 2484 nucleotides long. Its product is annotated as proton-coupled amino acid transporter-like protein pathetic. Lineage: Eukaryota; Metazoa; Arthropoda; Insecta; Lepidoptera; Nymphalidae. The record is from RefSeq and is a predicted model, not a curated record. The transcript has 10 exons. Gene Ontology annotation, molecular function: amino acid transmembrane transporter activity. Bases 94 to 1518 code for a protein of 474 amino acids. Gene Ontology annotation, biological process: amino acid transmembrane transport. Gene Ontology annotation, cellular component: vacuolar membrane.
CAAAUGUCGUACCGUUGACAUUUUUAUUCGAUCCGCGUAAAAUUACGCGUACUUAUUAUUUUAUUAUAGUGUGUGAAAAGAUAAUCUAACGAGAUGACGGAGAAAGAAAAGCCAGUUGAUAAUUUCAAUUCAACAGCUGAACUAACAACCAACACGGGUUUCGAUUCAACUUUAAGCAUAGACUCAAAAGAUAUCGACAAAGAUGAAAAGGCCUACAACCCGUUCGAGCAUAGACAACUGGAGCAUCCGAAUUCAACGCUCGGGUCUAUAGUGCAUCUCUUGAAAGCAUGCCUGGGCUCCGGGAUUCUCGCUAUGCCAUCGGCAUUCAAGAACUCUGGCAUCGUGAUCGGCAUGAUUGGAACUCUCCUGGCUGGUGUGAUUUGUACUCACACCGUUGCUUUAGUGGUAAGAACCUCUCAGGAGCUUUGUGUCAUAGCGAAGAAACCUUCAAUGGGGUUCGCGGAAACUUGUGGCGCGGCAUUUACCUACGGCCCCAAGAGAUUGCAGAGUUGGGGAGCGUUUGUGAAAACAGUGAUUGAUUACUCCAUGGUGGCAACUUAUAUAAGCGUUUUAUGCGUUUACACUGUGUUCAUCGCGUCAUCAUUUAAAGAGGCAAUAGACGGAUGGUAUCCCGCAUUGAACAUUUCCAUUCAAGUAUAUUGCGUACUUUGCCUCGUGCCGCUCGUACUUAUCUGCCAGAUAAGGAAUCUGAAAUACUUGGUGCCGUUCUCAGCAACUGCUAAUAUAUUGAUCGUGGUGGUGUUCGCAGUUACCAUGUACUACAUAUUUAUAGAUCUACCCUCUCCUAAGGAGAGAGAGAUGGUAGCUAGCGUCACCCAAUGGCCGCUUUUCGUCAGUACGGUGAUCUUCGCCAUGGAAGGGAUCGGCGUUGUUAUGCCAGUAGAGAAUGAAAUGGCUCACCCUGAGAAGUUCCUGGGAUGCCCUGGAGUACUCAACACUGCGAUGGUCAUCGUCAUCUCUUUAUACGGAGUCUUUGGGUUCUUCGGUUACGUCCAGUUCGGAGAUGCUGUGAAGGGAAGCAUCACUCUAAAUCUACCCCAGGAUCAAUGGGUUGCACAAGGAGCCAAGCUGUUAAUGGCACUGGUCAUUUAUCUGUCGUUCGCCCUGCAGUUCUACGUGCCCAUGGAAAAAGUCAACCGUCUGUUAGCCAAAAGGAAGUCGGACAGAUUCGAGAACGUCAUACAAGUCGGCAUUCGUACUUCUCUUAUCAUUAUUGUCGUUGCGGUUGCUGUCGCAUUCCCCAAUUUGGAGCUAGUGAUCAGUCUGGUAGGCGCCAUCUUUUUCUCCACCCUAGGCCUCCUCAUUCCAGCGUUAAUUGACACAGUGUACCGCUGGGACCGGGGUCUCGGCAGAUGUAACUAUGUACUUAUCAAAAACGCCAUCAUCAUGAUUAUCUCUAUCGUCGCUUUGGUAUCUGGUUCGUACGUUUCAAUAAUGGAGAUGAUCCAUGACAAUAGCGGUGAUGUUAUCACUCAUCAGAAUGAAACGCUAACGUAAUCAGAUGUAUAAAUAUUCAUUCCCGCGAUUUAAUUUUUUAUUUUUAUUCUCGCCCAUAGGGAAAAGGCAAAGGUCGAAAGGUUUGCACUCGAAUUAAAUUCCGCGUUCUGAAUUCAAACUACCACGCACUGCAAAUAUAUUUCCGCGCGAAUUCACAGAUUUAUGGAGUUCACGGAACAUAUUCACUUCUAAAAUGGACUACAAAAUAUUUACACGAAUUUAACUUACAGAUAUUUUUUUCGUGCUAAUUGUAAAUCCCAAGUGAUGUUUCUCUAUAAGAUUGCAAAUGAUACAGAACUGCCAGCAAAAAAUUAUUGUACGGACUUUUUUCGCAGUGCGGGAUAGUUUUGAACGCUCGUAAUUAAUACUCGAUUUGUAUUUUAAAAUAAACUGCCCGAGUAAUGUUUAUUUAACUCAGGUAUAUUGGAAAGAGUGUCAAGAAUUAAUACAUGGAUUUAGAAUUGAAAUAAAAAGUUAUUAAUAUGCCGCAAUCUUAAGAUUGGCUCCUGGACUGUGGAAAUGUAACAUUUUCAGAAGUUAGUUUUAUAAAGUUUACUGCUGAAUUAUACCGAUUAAACUUUAAGGGAAAGGUUCAAAACCUUUUGGUCCUUAGUUACGAGAUCUAAGUCUCAGUUAAGGAAUUCACCCUUACCCCGAAUACCUAUCAGUCAAUUUUUUCAACCGAAUUAGUUUCGCGUUAUGUUAUUUAGUUGUAAUUAAUUAAGAUAUAUGUACAUGUAAGUUAUGUAUAAGUUAUUGUGAUGUAGAUUUAUUCAUUAUGCAUAUGACGCCGUUCUCACGCUCGUCAGAUCCAAAUAAAACGCGCUACAUACGCGAUACCAUUGCAGCCUUGCUAAUACAGUUUGAAGCGCUAUUGACGCUUGUGUGACGCCGAGUUAAAUUUAUCAUUAAUGAAGUUUGACGACCUCCCUGUUUUAGCGGUGAGCGCUGUGGUUUUAAGUUGAA